AUGGAACACAGCGGAUUUUCAAAGCUUGGCCUGGUUACCCGCUUUGUCAUCUGUCUACUUGUACUGCAAUCCGUGUGUGCCGAGGUGAGCUAUUCUAUCCCGGAGGAGAUGAAACCAGGAACGGUCAUCGGAAAUGUUGCCAAGGAUCUUGGUCUGGAUAUAGCCACCCUGUCAAGUCGUAAGGCCCGCAUUGAUUCCGAAGGCAGUAACGAACGAUAUUGUGUUAUCAGCUUAAAAAGCGGGGAUCUAAGUGUUGCCGAGCGGCUUGACAGAGAGAGUCUUUGCGGCACUAAACCAUCGUGUAUUUUAGUGCUGGAGCUUAUACUGGAGAAUCCGCUAGAAUUACAUCGUAUAAAUCUACACGUUCAAGAUAUAAAUGACAAUUCUCCUCAAUUCAGAAGAGAGUUGAUUAAAAUGGAAAUCAGGGAGUCUGCUGAAAAGGGUACUCGUUUCUUAAUGGAGGAAGCACAUGACCCGGAUAUCGGUCAAAACUCUGUCCAGAGGUACAGCUUACAAAAAAAUGCACAUUUUAUUCUAAUGAUUGAUGCCAACAAAGUUGAACUUGUUCUAGAGAAUAAACUCGAUAGAGAGACACAACAACACAUUGAGUUGUCUUUAACAGCUUUAGAUGGUGGCUCUCCUCAGAGAUCAGGUACUGUGAUGAUACACGUCACUGUGCUGGAUGCUAAUGAUAACGCCCCAGUGUUUAGCCAGGCCAUUUAUAAAGCCAGUCUGCCUGAAAACUCUCCUCUCGACACUGUAGUCGUUAAAGUCAGUGCUGUUGAUGCAGAUGAAGGCGUGAAUGGUGACGUCACGUAUGACUUUGGUCAUGUUUCAGUAACAGAUGAAAAACUGUUUUCUAUUGACAGUAAAACGGGAGAAAUAAGAGUAGUUGGCACCACGGAUUACGAGAAGAAAAAUUCAUUUGAACUGCGCGUCAUGGCAAAAGAUGGUCUGGGAUUAAGUUCUUACGCAAAUGUUUUCAUAGACCUUUCUGACGUGAACGAUAACGCCCCGGUAAUAUUUUUAAAAUCACUGACUAAUCCCAUACCUGAGAAUGUGUCACCUGGUACAGAGGUGGGCAUCAUUAACGUGCAGGACAGAGACUCUGAGAAUAACAGACAGGUCCGCUGCUCCAUUCAGCAAAACGUCCCUUUUAAGUUGGUUCCUUCUAUUAAAAACUAUUAUUCUCUG
This is a messenger RNA of Plectropomus leopardus (leopard coralgrouper), 1194 nucleotides long. Its product is annotated as protocadherin gamma-A12-like. Lineage: Eukaryota; Metazoa; Chordata; Actinopteri; Perciformes; Serranidae. Gene Ontology annotation, biological process: homophilic cell-cell adhesion. The record is from RefSeq and is a predicted model, not a curated record. Gene Ontology annotation, cellular component: plasma membrane. Gene Ontology annotation, molecular function: calcium ion binding.